UUUACAGAGGAGAGGACCCUACAAUCUAAGCACAAUCCUGGGUCAGAGCACACAAAAACACCUGGGAUCGGCUCCAUUCUUCUCCCUUUGUCCCACUCUGACUUUUAAGCAUGGCCUGGACAAAGUACCAACUGUUUUUAGCCGGGCUUAUGCUAACAACCGGCUCCAUUAACACUUUAUCGGCGAAGUGGGCAGACAUGUUCAAAGCAAAAGGUUGUGGAGACAAUGCUGAAGAACACAAUUUUUCACAUCCAUUUUUACAGGCAGUGGGCAUGUUUCUGGGAGAGUAUUGCUGUCUGGCAGCGUUCUACCUGCUCCUGUGUUACGACCGACGCAGACCUGUCCGUCAAAUGAACCCAGGCCCGAGCUUCAACCCUUUGCUUUUCUUCCCUCCAGCCAUGUGUGAUAUGACUGCUACGUCCAUCAUGUAUGUGGCUCUGAACAUGACAAGUGCAUCCAGUUUCCAAAUGCUCCGGGGAGCUGUGAUCAUCUUCACCGGGCUGCUGUCAGUGGCGUUUUUGGGCAGGAAGUUGGCUUUGAGUCAGUGGUUGGGGAUCCUAAUAACCAUAUUAGGCCUAAUCGUCGUGGGGCUUGCUGAUUUUGUCACUGGCAACAGGGAUGACUCACACAAACUCAGCGACAUCAUCACGGGUGACCUCCUGAUUAUCAUGGCUCAAAUUAUAGCUGCUGUUCAAAUGGUUUUGGAAGAAAAAUUUGUCUACAAACAUGAUGUACACCCACUGAAAGCUGUGGGCACUGAAGGGAUGUUUGGCUUCUUUGUGCUGACUAUUCUGCUCAUUCCCAUGUAUUUCAUUCCUGUUGGGAGCUUUUCAGACAACCCACGUCAAGUUUUGGAAGACGCUAUUGACGCCUUCUGCCAAAUUGGACACAAGCCCCUCAUCAUCUUAGCUCUGCUCGGAAACACAGUUAGCAUAGCUUUCUUCAACUUUGCGGGCAUUAGUGUCACCAAAGAAAUAAGUGCCACUACAAGAAUGGUCUUAGACAGCCUCCGUACUUUGGUCAUUUGGGUGGUUAGCUUAGCACUGGGGUGGGAGCAUUUCCAUGGACUACAGGUGCUAGGUUUUCUAGUGCUUCUUCUGGGCACUGCUUUGUACAAUGGACUCCACCGACCCAUAAUGGCCAGAAUACCGUGUUGUGCCUCACUGGCUGGAGAAGAGGAGCAAAGUAAUGAAGAAGAAAGGGAAAGGCUGCUAAAUGGAGAUAUAAGGGAUCAGAGCUAAGCUUUUAUCAGUGAACUCUUAUAGUAUUUUUUACAACUGCCUCCACAGAGGUGACGCAAUGCCAAUGUUAUCUUAUAUUAGUCAUUAAUAAUUUAGAUUUUUAAACGUUUUAAUUUGGGGGUUUUAAGAUUGCAUGCUGCAUUAUCUUUUGUUAUUUUUGUAAACUAUUCAAAACACUUAUAAGGGCAUUAAGGCAAAGUUCACACAUGUAAAUAAUUCAUUGUAAAACAGUAAGACAACUCAUCAAAGCACCAAUUUACAAUCAAGUCCAAAAAUGCACCCACUACUAAAACAAUCAAAGAAUUUUUGUUGAAUAAAAAAAAAAAAGUAAUUUAAAAAAAAAUUUACAGACUUAUUAUAAUAUUUUUUUACGGUUUUACUAACUGCGAGCCUGUAGCAUGUGGAACUUUUAACUACAAUGUCCAAAGCCAAAUAACUGACAAGAGCCUAACAUCGAGUUAAAUGAAUCUUGUUUCAGGGCAUUCAAUUUGAGCCAGACCAUAUGUAAUGUGUGGUUUUAGACAGUACCAGUGCUCCUAACUUACUUAAUUGCAUAAUUUCUCAAUUGCCCAUGUACAACAACUGUGUACUCAAGCCAUACUAGGUAUGGUGGAAAAAUCAUAAUUACAUAGACCCUGUUACUGCAUACAAAGUAAUAUAUAAAAUGGUCAUGUAUAUUGUUUCACUUUUAAUUGUUUUUGCCAGUUUAAAUUUUGUACAAUUGAUGUGCACUAUCUGCCAAUUCACUGCCACAGACUGGUUUCUGUGUUCUGUAAAUUGUUAAAAUUGUAUCUCUGUACAUGCUGUUGUAUGAGACUUUGUAUGUACAUAAGUUAAUGGUACUUCUCAAAAAGGGAACUGGGAUUAAAUACUUCCACACAUGA
This is a messenger RNA of Boleophthalmus pectinirostris (great blue-spotted mudskipper), 2125 nucleotides long. RefSeq names its product solute carrier family 35 member F6 (gene slc35f6). The transcript has 6 exons. The record is from RefSeq and is a predicted model, not a curated record. Gene Ontology annotation, molecular function: transmembrane transporter activity. NCBI's taxonomy places the organism in Eukaryota, Metazoa, Chordata, Actinopteri, Gobiiformes, Gobiidae. Gene Ontology annotation, biological process: transmembrane transport. The coding region runs from base 111 to 1241 and encodes 376 amino acids. Gene Ontology annotation, cellular component: membrane; intracellular membrane-bounded organelle.